Molecule: messenger RNA, 1158 nt
Organism: Lycium ferocissimum
Lineage: Eukaryota; Viridiplantae; Streptophyta; Magnoliopsida; Solanales; Solanaceae
Exons: 4
Coding region: 123-950 (275 amino acids)
Cellular component (GO): nuclear pore
Source: RefSeq, a predicted model, not a curated record
AUGGUUCAGCAUCUUGUAAAGCUCCAAAAAUGUUUUCAUUGAAUUGUUUUAAUGUGCAUCAUGCUUGAUAUUUCAAAACAUUUCUAUCUUGUUGAUGAGAAUGUCAUUCUUGUAAACAGAUAAUGGAACAAUGUGUGGCGAGAUUGGAUGUAGCUAUGUUCAACGCCAUCCUUCGAGAGUCUGCUGAUGAGAUUCCUUCAGAUCCUAUAUCAGACCCGAUUAGUGAUGCCGAUGUUCUUCCAAUUCCAGCUGGAAAGGCUAGCUUUGGGGCGGGGGCACAGCUGAAAAAUACGAUUGGGAAUUUGUCCAGAUGGCUUACUGACCUUUUCGACAUUGAUGAUGGAGAAUCACUAGAAGAUGGAAAAGAGGCAGAUAAUAAUGAAAAGGAUGGGAGUAAAGAACUUGACACCUCCGCAAAGUCUUUCUACCUUCUUAAUGCAUUGAGUGAUCUUAUGAUGCUUCCCAAGGAUAUGCUUUUAAGCAGGACAAUGAGAAAAGAGCUAUGUCCGGCAUUUGGUCCAUCGCUAAUAAGAAGGGUUCUUAAUAUAUUUGUCCCAGAUGAGUUUUGCCGUGAUUCAAUACCUGAAGCUGUACUAGAAGCUCUUCUCUCAGAGGAACCUUCUGAGGCUGAGGAAGAUUCUGUUACAAACUACCCAUGCACAGCAGCUCCUGUGGUUUAUAUGCCACCUCCAAUAGCUUCAGUAGCCGGUAUGUUAGGUGAUGGUUAUAGCUAUUCUAAGUUGACACGAAGUGGAUCUUCAGUGCUCAAAAAGUCGUACACAAGUGAUGAGGAGCUCGAGUUAUUAGAUUCACCGUUGAAUCUUAUCAUGAGCGAUGACAUUAAAGCUUCACAGUCUUUAGCAAAAUCUAGUUCGAUGCCAAAAAGUAGUGGAAGGCAAAGGUAUCAACUCCUUCGUGAGGUUUGGAUUGACAGCGAGUUAACAGACUAGUUAUGGCGUUAAAAGAUCGUUCUUGAUUUGCAUCUGAAGGAAGGUAUGGAUCUACAGUGAGCGUAUGAUUUGUGGAUAUGAUAAGCACUUGUUAUGUGUCUUCAUGUGUAGAUAUUGAAGGAGUUUGGUGUCUGUAGAAACGAUUAAAUAAACUUGAAAAAAAGAGAGGCCUUUUUCUUUCCAUUGUUGAGUUAUCGCAGUUGAAUCU